GAGGCGCCUCUGAUCGGGCGGUUGUACUCAUAGACCACAAUCCGGUGGGACUCGUGGACAGCACUAAAGACUACGAUCUGGACGUAAAUGACUCUCAAUUUGCAAACACAACGACCCAUACGUUGGAUAUUAUUGUGGAAAACACGGGUCGAGCGAAGAUUGGAGGAGGAAUUAAUACGGCCCGCAAAGGUCUAAACGGUGACGUGACUAUCGACGGGAAAAUAGGGUCACAUUUUGAGACAUUUCCCAUUGAAUUGAAACAACAAUUUGUUCAACAAAUGAAUGAAUUGAAGGGAAAGCCAUUCGUUGAGGGCAUCAAAAGUCCAUCACUUUAUAGGUUAUCAUUGGAUAUAAAGGAGAGUCCGAGCGAUACGUUUG
Medioppia subpectinata is the source of this 378-nucleotide messenger RNA. NCBI's taxonomy places the organism in Eukaryota, Metazoa, Arthropoda, Arachnida, Sarcoptiformes, Oppiidae. The record is from the annotation of a GenBank genome assembly.